This is a messenger RNA of Oncorhynchus tshawytscha (Chinook salmon), 1814 nucleotides long. Its product is annotated as stathmin-3. Gene Ontology annotation, molecular function: tubulin binding. Gene Ontology annotation, biological process: neuron projection development; microtubule depolymerization; regulation of microtubule polymerization or depolymerization. Gene Ontology annotation, cellular component: neuron projection; cytoplasm. Lineage: Eukaryota; Metazoa; Chordata; Actinopteri; Salmoniformes; Salmonidae. The transcript is spliced from 5 exons. The coding region runs from base 128 to 670 and encodes 180 amino acids. The record is from RefSeq and is a predicted model, not a curated record.
GCACUGCGCCACACGUGGGCAGAUAUAUACACUCAGCCCUCUGUCUCUCCUUCUCCUCCUCCUCGCUCACAUUCUCUCUUCUCCUCCAUCAGGCAACAUCCUGCUCUCGCCUCCAUCUCCAGCAACCAUGUCCAGCACUGUAUCAGCCUACUCCGACAAGAUCAAAGAGAUGUCCAUGCUGUCUCUGAUCUGCUCCUGCUUCUACUCACAACCACACCCCAACAGCCUCUACCAAUAUGGAGACAUGGAGGUGAAGUCCCUGAACAAGCGGGCAUCCGGCCAGGCCUUCGAGAUCAUCCUGAAGGCCCCCGCUGAUCUCUCUCCGGACAGGCCCCAGCCCCUGCUUUCUGCUCCCAAGAAGGACCUCUCACCGGACGAGCUCCAGAAGAGGCUGGAAGCUGCGGAGGAGAGGAGGAAGUCUCAGGAGGCCCUGGUACUGAAGCAGCUAGCUGAGAAGCGGGAGCACGAGCGACAGGUGCUCCACAAGGCUGUGGAGGAGAACAACAACUUCAGCAAGAUGGCCGAAGAGAAGCUUAACUACAAGAUGGAGGUCAACAAAGAGAACCGCGAGGCCCAGCUGAAUGCGCUGAAGCAGCGGCUCCGGGCGAAGGAAAUCCAUGCCGCUGAGGUCCGUAGAAACAAAGAGCUCCAAGCUGACCUCUGUGGUUGAAAACAUUUUCUACAGUUUUGUCAAGAGAUUCUCAUCUGAUGGGUUUUGGUUGGAGGAAAUGCUACUUUUUAAAAUCUCAAUGUCUCAAAGGCUCUUGCAUUGUUCAGUAUACACUGGUUUCACAAGCUAAAAAUUUACACAGAUUGUUUCUCAUCUCUGUGUGUAUUUUUUUUUUUUAAACGACAAACAUUUUGAAAUGCGAUUCACAGUAGGUCAAAGGUCAGAUUUACUAAACCUUUGUACCUGUGUUAAGACUGCACCUGUGAGUUCAUACAAAGGAACAACAUGAAAACAAUUGAAAAGUUAUUUCUUUGACCUUUUUUUUUUUUUACCUUUUGUUUAAAAUAAUUAUGUUUGGUACUGUCCAGAAAAAUGACCAGUUAAUUUUUGCACUAGUGUAAAUGCUUGGAAAAUCUGUCUGUGUGUCAGACCUAAAAAGCUACUGUAAAAGUGUGGCAUAUGGUGAAAUAUUUGAUUGUUUUGGCACAUGGGGCAGGCGAGAAGAGCUGGUGUGUGUGUGUACAUCUUUACUGUUUGUUUCUGUGUUGGGGAUGUUGGGGAUUUUGUACAGAUGCUAGUUUUAUGCAUGUUCAUGCACACCUUUUCAGAAGGGUGUGUGUGCGCCUACGUCAGAGAGAAAGGAUGUGAGUCGAUUCAAAACAUAGUAGUUCAAUAGGUAAUGUUCAAUUCUCAUAGGAAGUCAAUGUCUACACUGCAUCUGUACUGGGAGUGAAUUUGUUCCACAUAUUUCCAAACUGUCAUUAUCUUGAAAAAUGAGCUUGAGGUCAUAACACAAUCCCUAAUUCUAUUGCAUAAGGUACUUUAUGACAUGGGAGCAGAGCCACGCUAAAUGGACUCAAGAGUUGCCCCUGUGCUAGAGGCUUGCUCAGACCUCGUGAAACGGGAUAAUAUACUAUAUUCAGCACAAUCUACAGGCAAACAGACUAACCUGGCCAUUCAUCAUGUAUAGUGACACCCAUUGUCAGUUUGUGCAGCUGUCUUCAAUCAAACUUGUAAAGUUAAUCAAUUGAGUGUAUAAAAUGGAGCAUAGUCACAUUUAGGCCUCAGUUCAAUAAAGUUCAGUAUUCACGUUGCUGUAGGUCAGGAAAUGAAUUAGGUUACGACACAUAUGUUUAAUUUGCUU